CGUGACCUCACCGAGCGCGUCGUCGGCGCCGCGGCCCAGGGCGCUUCGAGCCGCACCAGGGGGCCUCCGAGACGAAUACAAAAUAAUAUCAUGAACAACGACGACAUUUUGUCCAUGUUCGACCCCGUGCGAGCCUCGCCAGCUCGCGCGCAACCGAACCUCCCGCAAUCCGACGAGCAGCAGUUCGCGAGCCUCUGCGGCGUGGACCUCGCGACGGCCGCCGUCCACAUCAACGCCGCGCGCGCGCGCGGCGCGGGCCUCGAGGAGGCCGUCGACGCGUUCUACUCGAACGGCGGCGCGCACGUGCGGCCGGACCCGGCGCCGCCGGCGCCGCGGCCCGCGUCGCGGUCCGACGCCGAGGUCGACGCGGACGCGGCGUUCGCGCGCGCGCUCGCCGAGGAGGACAAGGACCGGUCCGGGCGGACGCACGCGAUCGACGAGAUCGUGCGCCAGCUCGAGGACAUGGGCUUCGGCAAGGCGAUGGCGCUCGACGCGGCCCAGGAGUGCAAGACGCUCGAGGACGCGACGCACUUCUGCCUCAACGGCGGCGUCGCGCCGUCGACCAUGGCGGCGGCGCCCCAGGCCAUGCCCGUCGCCGUCGCCGUGCCCGACGGCGCGCCGCCGCGCGCGCCCGACGGGCCGGACCCGGCGGCGUGCGCGCGCGUGCUCAAGGUCGGCCGGCUCUACAAGCUGUCGCGCGCGAACAGCCUGCGGGGCGCGCGCUGGCAGAAGCGGACCUUCGCGCUGCGGAACUGCGAGCUCGGCUACGGCCCGAACGACGCCGCGGCGCAGUCGGGCGAGGCGAUGAAGGGCGUGCCCAUCUGGGGCUGCUACGCGCUCAAGGAGCCGCCGCACCAGGGCAAGGACCACGUCUUCGCCGUCUACAGCGGCGCCGACGGCGGGCCCGGCGCGCCGCGCGCGACCCUGGCCAUGCUCGCGGCCGACGACGCCGCGACGUGCGCCGAGUGGCUCCGCGCGGUCUACGCGGCGUCGGGCCGCACGGGCAUGCUCCUGCGCGUCGGCGACGACGCCGUCGCGUCGACGCUGCUGUGCGUCUGCGCGGCGGAGCCCGGCGACGUGUCGGCGAACUUCGAGGCCGGGGGCAACGCGACGGGCAAAGUCGUCGUGAGCCGGUGCGCGGGCGGCCUCGCGCGCGUCGGCGUCCGCGUCGGCGACGAGCUCACGGCGCUCGACGGGAACCCGCUGCCCUACAUGGAGGCCGCGCCCCUGGGCCGCCUCCUGGCGACGGCGCGGCGGCCCUUCGAGCUCACGAUCCGCCGGCCGCGCAACGCGCCGUCGGCCGGCGGCGCCGCGCCGCGCGCGCGGCCCGUCGCCGCGCCCCAGGAGUCGGAGAUCGACCUGCUCGGCCUCGACACGCCGACGGUCGUCGAGCCCGUGCGGAGCUUCGACUUCGACGCCGCCGCCGCCGCGCCGCCGCCGCCGCCCGCGCCGCCGCUCUCGCCGCCCGCGGCCGCGGCGCCGGACCCCGUCGUCGGCCUCGUCGCCAAGGCCCUCGACCACGACGCGCGCGGCGGCGCGGCCAAGGCCCGCGGCGACGCGCGGUCCGCCCUCGCCGAGUACCGCGCCGUCGUCGACACGCUCCUCGAGGCCCAGCCCCUCUACGCCGCGGACGCGGCGACCCGCGAGCGCGUCGCCGCGCGCUUCCCGGGCGUCUCGCUCGCCGCGCUCUACGACGCCGCCGUCGCCAACGUCCGCGACGCCGAGGCCAAGGCCGCCGCGGCCGCCGCGCCGCCGCCGCCGCGCGCGCCGGAGCCCUACGCGUCGCCGCCGCCGCAGCAACAGUACGCGCCGGCGCCGCCGCAGCACCAGUACGCGCCGCAGCAGCAACCGCCGCCGCCCCAGCACGUCGACCCCUUCGCGGAGCUCCCGCCCGCCGCGGCGCCGCCGGUCGUGGCGCCGCCGCCGGUCGUCGCGGCGCCGCCGGUCGUGGCGCCGCCGCCGGCGGAGCUGCCGCCGCCGGACCCCUUCGCGGGCGUCCCGGCGCGGCAGGAGGCCUACGACGACGCGCCGCCGCCCGCGUCGCCGCCGCCGCCGCCGCCGGCGGUCGAGGAGGCGCCGUCGGCGCCCGCGUCGCCGACGAACCACCGGCCGUGCAUGGCGGCCUUCGAGUUCGUCGCCGGCGAGGCGUGGCAGCUCUCCGUCGGCGCCGACGAGGACCUCCUCCUCAUCGAGACCCACGCCGACGGCUGGUCCGACGUCGUCAAGGCCGACGGCGCCCGGGGCAUGGUGCCCGCGAGCUACAUCGUGCCCAAGUGAGCGGCGCCCACCGGAAUCACAUGUAUGUCGGAGUAAUAGAGUAAGGUG
Messenger RNA from Aureococcus anophagefferens, 2325 nucleotides. RefSeq names its product expressed protein. Gene Ontology annotation, molecular function: protein binding. The transcript has a single exon. The record is from RefSeq and is a predicted model, not a curated record. NCBI's taxonomy places the organism in Eukaryota, Pelagophyceae, Pelagomonadales, Pelagomonadaceae. The coding region runs from base 91 to 2277 and encodes 728 amino acids.